Molecule: messenger RNA, 622 nt
Organism: Phoenix dactylifera (date palm)
Lineage: Eukaryota; Viridiplantae; Streptophyta; Magnoliopsida; Arecales; Arecaceae
Product: transcription elongation factor 1 homolog
Biological process (GO): transcription elongation by RNA polymerase II
Cellular component (GO): transcription elongation factor complex
Molecular function (GO): RNA polymerase II complex binding
Source: RefSeq, a predicted model, not a curated record
UUAAUCGAACCGGGGACCGGUGGAAUCUUGCGAUCCCCUCCCCUAUAUAUAUCACCUGGAGGGCGACGGUGGGGCUCUCGCUUCGCCGCCGGUGCGUGAACCGCUUUCCCCUGUCGUCGUUGUCACCGGCUGAUAUCUCUAGGUUGAAAGAUUGAAGCUGAAUCAUGGGGAAGAGGAAGUCAAGGGCGAAGCCACCUCCAAAGAAGCGAAUGGAUAAGCUUGAUACUGUAUUUUGUUGCCCUUUCUGCAACCAUGGAAGCAGUGUUGAGUGUCGCAUUGACAUGAAGAAUUUGAUUGGUGAAGCCACGUGCAGGAUUUGCCAAGAAAAUUUCAGCACCACUAUCACUGCGCUGACGGAGCCUAUAGACAUAUACAGUGAAUGGAUAGAUGAAUGUGAACGGGUGAACAACCUUGAAGAUGAUGCUACCUAAGCAUCUAGUUUAUGGGUGGGUCCGUAUGAGCGUUCUGCAGAAAGAUAUGAAUGUAACCAUUAUACCUAAUGAUAGACCGUAAUGGUAUAUCCGACAUCUGUAUUUGAAACUGAAUAGAGCUAUCAGUUAUAUGUAUAUGCUUAUGUGGUAAAGAGUUGCAGAGCAUGCUGGAUUGGAUGGAUACUCUCCAA